Molecule: messenger RNA, 1305 nt
Organism: Aphanomyces astaci
Lineage: Eukaryota; Oomycota; Saprolegniomycetes; Saprolegniales; Verrucalvaceae
Exons: 3
Coding region: 1-1305 (434 amino acids)
Source: RefSeq, a predicted model, not a curated record
AUGCCGUUCUGUGGGGGGUUCUCCGUGCUUGAAAACGUCCAAGUCGACCCGGCCAACGUGUUUGACGUGCAGCUGUGCCUCGGGUGCGUUGCCGAGACUGCCGUCCCCGUGGUGCCGCCUCCUUCCGCCCCAUCGCAACCGUCUCCGACAGAACGGCCACCACCACCACCCACCGUUGAGCCCAUUGUGCUGCGCGAACGCCUGAGUUUCAAUCCAGACGCCGAUGCCAUGAUGCGCACCAUGACAUUGCACCCCCAACUGUCGUCGUCGCUUCGGACACCAAUGGCCUCCAAGGAUCAUUCCCAUCAACCACAACGCUACGUCGUGCCGCUGUUGGAAAUGGAGGCGGCCAACAUUGAAGAAGGUGACGAAGACGAAGGUAGCGAUGACGAGUAUGAUCGUCGCCGCCGCUACCGUACCUCCACCAGCCACUCGACGACGACACUGCAAGAAGAUCAUCCGUACGACAUUGCCGACAACCAGUCGUCGUCGCCCCCCCCCUCGUCGCAGCAACAGCAGCAGCAGCAGCCACAAGUGUGUGUCGACAUGGAGUGUGCCAACGGCUGCGUGACGCUCAUCUACCAGGGCGCGGCGGUGCUCAAAGGUGCGUUUGGAUCGCUACGCACGUCGGACGGACACGUGUUGGGCACCGUGUCAGUGGCGGAUACGGCGCCUCGGCUGCGCAUGUCGCCGCAACAUCGGCAGGCCAUGGACACGUUCCAUGACAAUGUUGUGGCGCUGAUCGAAGACCGACUGGCCUGCCUAAACCAUGCCGUUCUGUGGGGGUGCUCCGUGCUUCAAAACGUCCAAGUCGGCCCGGCCAACGUGUUUGAGCUGCAGCUGUGCCUCGGGUACGUUGCCGAGACUGCCGUCCCCGUGGCACCGCCCCCUUCCGCCCCAUCGCAACCGUCUCCGACAGAACGGCCACCACCACCACCCACCGUUGAGCCCAUUGUGCUGCGCGAACGCCUGAGUUUCAAUCCAGACGCCGAUGCCAUGAUGCGCACCAUGACAUUGCACCCCCAACUGUCGUCGUCGCUUCGGACACCAAUGGCCUCCAAGGAUCAUUCCCAUCAACCACAACGCUACGUCGUGCCGCUGUUGGAAAUGGAGGCGGCCAACAUUGAAGAAGGUGACGAAGACGAAGGUAGCGAUGACGAGUAUGAUCGUCGCCGCCGCUACCGUACCUCCACCAGCCACUCGACGACGACACUGCAAGAAGAUCAUCCGUACGACAUUGCCGACAACCAGUCGUCGUCGCCCCCCCCCUCGUCGCAGCAACAGCAGCAGCAGCAGCCACGUUAG